AUGGCCUUCGGAGAACGCGGUGGACGAGGCGGCGGCCGUGGCGGUGGCCGUGGCGGAUUCGGCGGUCGCGGCGGUGGUCGCGGCGGAGGUGCUGGCGGACGCGGCGGAUCCUUCGGCGGACGCGGUGGCGGUCGUGGUGGAGCCGGUGGCCGUGGUGGACCCCGCGGUGGUGGUCGCGGCGGUGCCGGUGGCCGUGGUGGUGGCCGCGGCGGUGGCCGUGGAGGAAAGGCCGGUCUCGGCAAGAAGGGAGCUGGCGCCGUCACCAUCGAGCCCCACAGGCACGAGGGUGUCUACAUCGCCAAGGGCAAGGAGCACCUCCUCGUCACUCGCAACCUGACCCCCGGAGAGAGCGUCUACGGCGAGAAGCGCAUCUCGGUCGCUACCAUGAACGACGCUGGCGAGGAGGAGAAGGUCGAGUACCGUGUCUGGAACCCCUUCCGUUCCAAGCUUGCUGCUGGUAUCCUCGGUGGUCUCGACGCCAUCCACAUCAAGCCCGGAGCCAAGGUUCUCUACCUCGGUGCCGCCUCCGGCUCCUCCGUCUCUCACGUCGCGGACGUUGUCGGCCCCGAGGGCAUUGUGUACGCUGUCGAGUUCUCGCACCGCCCGGGCCGCGACCUGAUCGGCAUGGCUAAGAAGCGCACGAACGUGAUCCCCAUCGUCGAGGACGCCCGCCACCCGCAGAAGUACCGUAUGCUGGUGCAGAUGGUCGAUGUCAUCUUCGCCGACGUCGCGCAGCCCGACCAGGCGCGUAUCAUUGCGCUCAACGCGCACCACUUCCUCAAGCAGGGAGGCGCGAUCGUCAUCUCCAUCAAGGCCAACUGUAUCGACUCGACGGCGCCUGCCGCCCAGGUCUUUGCGUCCGAGGUCAACAACAUGCGCAAGGAGGGCAUCAAGCCCAAGGAGCAGCUCACCCUCGAGCCGUACGAGCGUGACCACGCCAUGGUCGUCGGCAUCUACGAGCGUCACUCGGGCAACUAG
Molecule: messenger RNA, 978 nt
Organism: Trichosporon asahii var. asahii CBS 2479
Lineage: Eukaryota; Fungi; Basidiomycota; Tremellomycetes; Trichosporonales; Trichosporonaceae
Product: nucleolar protein, Nop1p
Exons: 3
Coding region: 1-978 (325 amino acids)
Biological process (GO): box C/D sno(s)RNA 3'-end processing; rRNA methylation
Cellular component (GO): nucleolus; box C/D methylation guide snoRNP complex; small-subunit processome
Molecular function (GO): rRNA methyltransferase activity; RNA binding; histone H2AQ104 methyltransferase activity
Source: RefSeq, a predicted model, not a curated record